GUCGCCUCAGCUUCCGGAAACUCCAAGUCGCCAGGGCGCAGCGGCAGAGCCGCGGCGAGGCUAGCGCUUUGUUCCGCGGUUGAGUCUCGCGCCCUCGGGCGCGCGCAUCCCGGGGACCUGCGGGUGCGGCUCUGCCCCAGGCCCGCGGCGGAGGAGCAGGCGCGAUCCCGUGCGCCCGAAGCAAUCCCGGGACCCGCCAGGCCAGGCCCCCAGAGAAGACAGCUGCGGCGCUUCGAGACACAAAGACCAGUGGGAUGUGGAAGCAAACGGGGAGCCGGCAAAGGGAAAGCGAAAGCCGCGGGCCCAGUCAGUAACCGGGUGAAGGCACCGCGCCGCCCUCCCGACGCCGGCGGUACCCGGGCCUGCCCUUGCGAGCCUUCCUGGCCCAGGCUCGUGCGCCGCAGCCAUGGCCAUUGCUCACCUGGCUACCGAGUACGUCUUCUCAGACUUUUUGCUGAAGGAGCCCUCGGAGCCCAAGUUCAAGGGGCUGCGGCUGGAGCUGGCCGUGGACAAGAUGGUCACGUGCAUCGCCGUGGGGUUGCCGCUGCUGCUCAUCUCGCUGGCCUUCGCACAGGAAAUCUCGAUUGGUACCCAAAUAAGCUGCUUCUCCCCUAGUUCUUUCUCGUGGCGUCAGGCCUCCUUCGUGGACUCUUAUUGCUGGGCAGCCGUCCAGCAGAAGGACUCCUUGCAGGGUGACUCUGGAAACCUUCCAUUGUGUCUGCAUAAGUUUUUCCCCUACAUCCUGUUACUGGUGGCGAUCCUGCUGUACCUUCCCUCCCUGUUCUGGCGUUUCGCAGCUGUUCCUCAUCUUUGCUCAGAUUUGAAAUUUAUCAUGGAAGAACUUGACAAAGUUUACAACCGCGCAAUUAGAGCUGCAAAGAGCGCGCGUGACCUUGACUUGAGAGACGGUGCCUGCCCAGCUCGAGAAGUUAAUGAGAACCUGGGGCAAAGUUUGUGGGAGAUACCGGAAAGCCACUUCAAGUACCCAAUUGUGGAGCAGUACUUAAAGACAAAGAAAAACUCCAAAAGUUUAAUUGUCAAGUACAUCAGCUGUCGGGUGCUGUCACUCAGCAUUAUACUGUUAGCAGGCGUCUACCUGGGCUAUUACUUUAGCCUCUCCUCCCUCUCGGAUGAGUUCAUCUGCAACAUCAAAUCUGGCAUCCUGAAAAAUGACAGCACUGUCCCCGAUCGGUUCCAGUGCAAACUCAUUGCCGUCGGCAUCUUCCAGUUGCUGAGUUUCAUCAACCUCGUGGUGUAUGUCAUGCUGGCUCCCCUGGUGGUCUACACGCUGUUUGUUCCAUUCCGACAGAAGACGGAUGUUCUCAAAGUGUAUGAAAUCCUGCCCACUUUUGAUGUUCUGCAUUUCAAAUCGGAAGGGUACAACGACUUGAGCCUCUACAUUCUUUUCUUGGAGGAGAAUAUUAGUGAACUCAAGUCGUACAAGUGUCUUAAGGUUCUGGAGAAUAUUAAAAGCAGUUGUCAGGGCAUUGACCCCAUGCUUCUCCUGACAAACCUCGGCACGAUCAAGAUGGACGUGGUUGAUGGCAAAAAUCCUGAGCCCGUGGAGAUGAUGGCAGAGGAGCAGGGGGACCAGACGGUAGAUCUCAAAGAUUUGAAUGGACACAGUGGAACGAAAAUAAAUAACGGAGAGCAGAAUGCUCGACAGAGGCUUCUGGAUACUUCUUGCUGACGAUUUUUUUUCCCGUGAACUUAAGAUCAGCGACCUG
Messenger RNA from Delphinapterus leucas (beluga whale), 1727 nucleotides. It is a transcript of the gene PANX1, whose product is annotated as pannexin 1. Gene Ontology annotation, molecular function: wide pore channel activity. NCBI's taxonomy places the organism in Eukaryota, Metazoa, Chordata, Mammalia, Artiodactyla, Monodontidae. The record is from RefSeq and is a predicted model, not a curated record. Gene Ontology annotation, cellular component: plasma membrane. Gene Ontology annotation, biological process: positive regulation of interleukin-1 production; cell-cell signaling; monoatomic cation transport.